AUGCGGUUAUUCCUUCACUCUGGCGUACUGUACAAACAACGAAGUGGGCGUCUUUUAGUGGGUAUUCUAUUCAACGACUUCCUUCUACUCACUACGCCGGAUGGACACUUAUCAAAGGUAAGCUAA
This is a messenger RNA of Cooperia oncophora, 126 nucleotides long. Lineage: Eukaryota; Metazoa; Nematoda; Chromadorea; Rhabditida; Trichostrongylidae. The record is from the annotation of a GenBank genome assembly.